Molecule: messenger RNA, 171 nt
Organism: Sphaeroforma arctica JP610
Lineage: Eukaryota; Ichthyosporea; Ichthyophonida
Exons: 2
Source: RefSeq, a predicted model, not a curated record
AUGAGAACGUUCGUUCUGGGAGCUCUGCCGAUAUUUAUAUCCCAUACAUGUAUCGACCACGUGUCGUUCGAAGACUUUGAACUUGCACUGCGAAGCGACGACGUCACCGAAGACCCGCAACUGCAGAAUUCACUGGCCACCAUGCUUGAGUCUGAGUUUAUGAUGCUCAAG